Messenger RNA from Aaosphaeria arxii CBS 175.79, 867 nucleotides. RefSeq lists its product as uncharacterized. The record is from RefSeq and is a predicted model, not a curated record. The transcript has 2 exons. The coding region runs from base 1 to 867 and encodes 288 amino acids. Lineage: Eukaryota; Fungi; Ascomycota; Dothideomycetes; Pleosporales.
AUGACUGAUAGUCAGGACACUCAACCAAGAGUAGCCAGUGAAGAAGCUGCAGAUCCACUGGCAUGGCCGGUAGACAAUAGGGAUAUUGAUCACCCCACUGCAGCAGUCAGAGAAGAGCAACCAACAUUAUCCCCAAUACCUACGGCAAGAAGAAAGGCUAAAACAUCUGACGUAAUGCUGGAAGAUGAGCAGUUAGGGGCAUUACUACGCCAACACCCAAACCGCAUUGUGAAUUUUGCAUUGCAGCAAGAAGUUCGAGGAAUAUCUUUGGCAGAUAUCAUGUCUAACCCACCCACCCGCAGAAUCCUAAAUCGAUUAAUCAAGGAUACUGAUGAGGGUAAUGACGAAAAUCAAAAUAACAAUACUCCUGAGACAAGAGAUACGCAGUUUCACAGUGUCAAUGCAAUUUCAGCUGUUCAAACCAACCACCUAGUGCUGGUAGGACAGGUAAACACUGCUGCAAAGCAUGAAGUUAUUGGUUAUGGAGACACUUUCAACGAACACGAACAACUCAAGAAUCAACAGAUGGUCCGGAUGGAAGACAAGAUAUCUGGAGUUGUCUUAAUUCAAGGAGACCUUCCAGAAUGCUGGGCAGAAAUCUAUGAUUGCCGCGCACGGUGUCUCAUUGACAGUGGUUCCAUGAUGAACGUCAUGCGAUUAUCAGCAGCAAAUGCAAUGGGCUUAGUAGUAGAUAACUCAGCAGGAGCUGACGGACCCGGAGGUUUGGUCACUGCCAAUGGUUCGGUGGAUCCUUAUGUGGGAGUGGCUAUAGAUGUGCCAAUCAAAGUCAAUUAUAUUAGGAGCACCAUGGUGUUCCGCAUCCAGAUUACAGAUGUCAUGGACUACAAAUGGUCAAUGCAAAUGUAA